Messenger RNA from Pygoscelis adeliae (Adelie penguin), 1881 nucleotides. It is a transcript of the gene GGCT, whose product is annotated as gamma-glutamylcyclotransferase. The coding region runs from base 1 to 528 and encodes 175 amino acids. NCBI's taxonomy places the organism in Eukaryota, Metazoa, Chordata, Aves, Sphenisciformes, Spheniscidae. The transcript is spliced from 4 exons. The record is from RefSeq and is a predicted model, not a curated record. Gene Ontology annotation, molecular function: gamma-glutamylcyclotransferase activity.
AUGUCUUUUGAGGAACGAGAAGGCGGCAGUAAUCAGUUCCCUCCUUCAUGGUACACCUCAGUGGAAAUUGAUUCUCUGCAUUGGUUUCGUUUGCAGGAUUUUAAGCUCGAGUUUGGCCAUCAUCAAGGCAGGACAAGUUCUGUCUGGCGUGGAGGUACAGCCACCAUUGGUCAGAGCCCUGGAGAUGAAGUAUGGGGAAUAGUGUGGAAAAUGAACACUAGCAAUUUAAGUUCACUGGAUAAACAAGAGGGAGUUGAAGAUGGCAUUUAUGUCCCAGUAGAAGUUAAUGUCCACACUCAAGUUGGAAAGGUACUGACCUGUCGAAGCUACCAGAUGAAGGACUAUGUCUGUGGUCCCCCUUCUCCUCAGUAUAAAAAGGUUAUCUGCAUGGGUGCAAAACAGAAUGGCUUGCCAACUGACUAUCAGAAGAAAUUAGAAGCUAUUGAAACUAAUAACUAUGCAGGGCCGGUGCCAAUCAUGGAAGACAUUGAAGCUGCUAUUAAAGCAAAGAAAAUAAAUUCUGCAUAAGAAUACCUCUGCACUUGCUUGGCCAUUCACCUUGAUUUAGAUACCUUGCCUCACUGUGCUGAUCAGCAGUUUCUUUAUUUAUCAAGAAAAGAUGAGUUUGCUGUGCAUCUACAGUAAGCCAUUAGACGUAAUUUGCAGUCUGAAGACACACUGACAUUGGUAACUUCUUCACUUUGUAUGUAUAGCUUGAGUACAUGCUUAAGUUUUUGCAGAUUUGGAAAUUAUCUUUUUUUAAUUGUCAUGCAGUGCUGCCCGCAAAUUUGUGCUUCAUGUCCUGUUUAUAGACCUUUUUAAAAGAAAAAGGCCACCUUGCUGAGUAUUGGCAUCUGUUGCCUUCUGAGAAAUAAGGGCUGCAGGAUCAGGCCCUUUGGUUUUUAAAUGUUGUAUACACAGUUAUUAAGAAUUUCAAACAUUUGUUAGAGUGCAAAGUAGACUCAAAACUCUAAACCAAGACUCAACUUUUCUUCUCUGCUGCUUCUCUUAGUGGUUUAAAGCCCAACCUAUCUGAAGCUAUGGAGCUCCUGUUUCUGUUUGUAUAGUUAGUAAAGAAAGCAGAGUAAUAUUUUUUUAACUAUCUCCAUAUUUUUAAGUAUUAGUCCAAAAGGCAACCAAGGCCUGAAGACAACAUUCAGCAAAGGAUCUCAUUCAAAGCAUAAUGGCCUCCUUCUUUCUAUGUCUAGUAAUCAUCAUACGUGAACUGGUUAGGUAUAACCAACAGAUUUUAAAGAAUUCAUUUUAGUUAGAUAGUUCCAAGGGUUUUUAAAUUACUUUUUUGACUGGUUUGUUGCUUAUCAAGGCUUUGGUCUCAUGUCCAGUGAAAUCAGGAAGUCUCUUGUGAGUCCUAGCACAUUUGUUUAUGGUUUUGUCUAUUAAACCCCAGAUGAACAGACUUGGCCUCUUCCCCUCACCCCCCUCUCAGCUUUGACAAUCUGCAAAACUGGAAGCUCUUGUAAGGUUUAGAGUACUUAACUUACCUUUAUGGUACUUGGCAACCCCUGUAGGUAGUCUGUGGGGGACAAGGAAAACUUGAUAACCUGGAAGAUGUCAAACAACAAAACUUUGGCUUGUCUUCUGUAUGGCGUGUUUUUUUUUUUUUUUUUUCCUCUUGAUGUACAGAGGGGUGUAAGAUAUAAUCGGUGUCACUGUGUGAAUGCUUAGAUAGGCAAAUGACAAAGUAACAGACUUACCAUGUCUUCUCUGCAUAAAAUUUUUCUGUAAACUUCUGCCGGGGAUGUAUAGGUACUGUCCUGAUGUCUCAUGCCCAUUUCCAGAUUUGGGCACUGUGAUUGCAGUAAAACAUAGUACUUUCUGUAUUAGCACUGUCUAGUCUGAAACUGAGUAAAUAAAAUCGUG